Messenger RNA from Punica granatum (pomegranate), 1815 nucleotides. The record is from RefSeq and is a predicted model, not a curated record. Lineage: Eukaryota; Viridiplantae; Streptophyta; Magnoliopsida; Myrtales; Lythraceae.
CUGCACUUCGCCUUCCGCGGAAGAAACAUUCCCCUCUGGCGGCAAACGCAAAAACCCCUGUAGCCUGAGGCUGAUCGGACCUCCGGCUGAGCUCAACCAUGGCCUGCAAUGGCUCCGCCUGCCAGUCCGGCUGCUACAAAAACGGAGAUGAGCUCGCAGCUCCGGAAGAAGGCGGAGCUGCAGCCGCUAGCAACAGUAAUAGCAACAGCAGCAGCAACGGCAGUGGGAACAAUCUCUGCGUGAAGUGCAAGGUGAAGGAACCGUUCACUGUCGCCGGUGGAGGCGGCGGGGAGGAUGGCCGGUUCUGCGCCGAAUGCUUCCGGAGCAACCUCUUCGGGAAGUUCAGGCACGCCGUCACGUCCAACGCCAUGAUCGGCCCCACAGACAACGUUCUCGUCGCUUUCUCCGGCGGCCCUGCCUCCAGGGUGGCUCUUCAGUUUGUUCAUGAGCUGCAAUACAAAGCACAGAAGAAUUUCGAUGCAAGUAGGGAUAGAUCCUUGCCGGUGUUCGGUGUUGGAGUUGCUUUCGUUGAUGAGAGCGCAGCUCACUUGCCAUCUUCUGACAAAGCAAUGGACCAGGCAAUCGAGGAUGUUAAGUCUCUUGUGUUGGAACUGUCACCUCCAGCGAAAGAGUUGCAUCAUUUCCCGAUCGAGAGCAUCUGUUCUGGGGAUUCAAGUGAUCAGAGGGAAAAGUUGAAGGAGGUUCUAAAUGCGGUCACUGAUGCCACUGGGAAGGAAGAUUUUCUCGUGCAUCUUAGAAUGUUGGCUUUGCAGAAGAUUGCCUCUGAAAAUGGAUACACGAGAGUGGUACUAGGAUCGUGCACAUCAAGGAUUGCAUGUCAUGUCAUCUCAGCAACUGUGAAGGGCCGAGGUUACUCCUUACCUGCAGAUAUACAGUACGUUGAUGCAAGGUGGGAGGCACCAGUAGUUCUCCCACUUCAUGAUUGUCUUGCUCAGGAGCUGAAUAUGCUUUGCCAUCUUGACGGUCUCAAGACUAUAGAGUUGCCUUAUGAGCCUCAAUCCACCAUUAAUAGCUUGAUCUCAUCAUUUGUAGCUCUGCUGCAGGAAGAAAAUCCUUCUCGAGAGUCCACGAUUGUCAGAACUGCUGGAAAGCUGACACCAUUUGCUUUCAAUCGGAUUCCAGAAAUCAAUGACACCAAUGUUCCUCUAGCAACCCGAAGGCGGCAAAAGAGAUCCAGUCUCAAGCUAAAUGGAUCCAUCUCCUCAGAAUCCUUCUGUCCAAUGUGCUAUAGCCCUCUUAUACAGUCCAAAGUGCAAGCUUUAGACACUCCUGAGGCUAGCAAAACAAAUUCCUAUAUUUUUGGUAGUUCGUGCUGUUCAAGUUGCCGUUUUCAGAUACUUCCUCAGGAUCCUUUAUGCAUGGAGCACUUCUAUUCUCAUCUGCCACCGCCACUUGUUGCACGGGCCUCAUCUGGAAAUGCUCAUGACAUUAGAUCUCUAAGGGAGCACAUUCAGGACUACUUGCUUUUGGACAGCGAUAAUGAACAGUGAAACACGAAUUUCCUUUACACCACAGGCCAAUUGAGGGUCCCUCUUAUUCUCGAAUGUCCAUAGCCGAAUGCUGCAUGCAAGUUGCCAAUCAAGGCAGUUCUGGAAGGAUGUCCCGAGCAACAGCUGAUCAUCACCGAGUAGUUCUUGUAUAAGUUGAGGCUACCUAAAAUUGGGUCAUUUAUGGGCACAAGUAUCAACGUAUACCUUUAUUUCGGUCGGGUAAAUGUGUCUCAUUUGUUUUCUCGAGAUUUUAUGUCACCGAAUCUGGUUUUACUAUGGUUCAUAAAGAACAUAUAUUGCUUCA